This is a messenger RNA of Morchella sextelata, 1410 nucleotides long. RefSeq lists its product as uncharacterized. Gene Ontology annotation, biological process: ergosterol metabolic process. The coding region runs from base 1 to 1410 and encodes 469 amino acids. NCBI's taxonomy places the organism in Eukaryota, Fungi, Ascomycota, Pezizomycetes, Pezizales, Morchellaceae. Gene Ontology annotation, molecular function: ergosterol O-acyltransferase activity. The transcript has 4 exons. Gene Ontology annotation, cellular component: endoplasmic reticulum membrane. The record is from RefSeq and is a predicted model, not a curated record.
AUGACAAUACUUGCUACGACAACAGCUUCAUCCUCGGGGAAGCAGCUAAACGGCCAUGCCAGCGAGAUUAGGCCAAGGCCACCAUUUAACCCCCUCCCUACGCCCUCAGAGGGGAAUGGACAUCUAAAGGCGGCCCGAAUCGAGAGCGAUAACACGUCCUCCAUCUCCAGUGGCCGUAGCACACCCGUCCCCGAAGAUGCACCUCCAUCCGCCCACUCAAUUCAACAUGCCCGCCGCGAAAAACGGCGACGAAUGUUCCCGACGGUCGCCUACGAGUCGCGCGUAUCCCAUUUCGACCCACAGAGCCAAUAUCACGACUUUAGGGGCUUCUUUGCCCUGUUUUGGAUCGGUAUAUUCAUCAUGGUGUUAAAUACAGCGUUGCGGAAUUAUAGAGACACAGGCAAGGUCCUAAGGACAAGUAUAUUCAGCUUGUUUUAUGCGGCGCCGGCAGAGCUGGCGUUCGCUGAUUUGGCGAUGGCGUGUAGUACGGUUAUCUGCUUGCCAUUGCAGAAGAUGUUUGCCAGGAACUUUAUUCACUCUUAUUCGUUCUACUGCGGCCAUCUCUCGGAUUGCCACAAACAGCUCAAGUCCCUCGACUCCAACAAUACAACAGUUGAGUCGGAGGCCGAUGCCGAGCUCCGCGAAAAGCUGGCCUUCGAACUUACUUGCCCUGCAGGAAAGGUCACAUACCCGCAAAACCUAACUCUCCCCAACUUUCUGGACUACCUCCUCUGCCCAACGCUCUGCUACGAGAUGAGCUAUCCCCGAGUUGACCAUAUCCGCUGGGUAAAGGUAGCAGAGAAGGCCGCUGCUGUCUUUGGCUGCGUCUUUGUCCUUACCGUAACCUCUGAAGAAUUCAUCCUCCCUGUCAUGACUGAAGCGGCCCUCCGCCUCGAGAGCGUCCAGUCCUGGGCCGAGAUCGGGCUCGUCUUACUCGAGAGUAUUAGUCUCCUCCUGUUCCCGUACAUGAUCACCUUCCUCCUCGUUUUCCUCGUCAUCUUCGAGUAUGUACUUGGCGCCUUUGCGGAGAUCACAUGCUUCGCUGACCGCCACUUCUAUGCCGACUGGUGGAACUCGACGAACUGGCUUGAAUUCUCAAGGGAAUGGAAUAUUCCAGUGCACAGGUUCCUGCAACGCCAUGUGUAUGGUGCAUCACGAAGACAUAUGUCGAGAAGUGUGGCCACGCUGGUGACGUUCCUGAUCAGUGCGGCGGCACAUGAACUGGUGCUAUUCUGUAUUACGAAAAAGUUGAGGGGGUAUGGGUUUGUGUGCCAGAUGCUGCAAUUGCCGAUUAUCGCGGUCCAGAGGACGAAGUUCAUGCAGAGUUGGCAUACACUGAAUAAUAUCAUGUUUUGGUGUAGUAUGAUUUGGGGACUUGCUAUGAUCAGUGCGCUGUAUGUUCUUAUUUAA